Maniola jurtina (meadow brown) is the source of this 6975-nucleotide messenger RNA. It is a transcript of the gene Sulf1, whose product is annotated as extracellular sulfatase SULF-1 homolog. Bases 1529 to 5716 code for a protein of 1395 amino acids. Gene Ontology annotation, molecular function: glycosaminoglycan binding; N-acetylglucosamine-6-sulfatase activity. The transcript is spliced from 18 exons. The record is from RefSeq and is a predicted model, not a curated record. Lineage: Eukaryota; Metazoa; Arthropoda; Insecta; Lepidoptera; Nymphalidae.
UUACUCUGUUUAUUAUCAUCAAUGCGUCAGUUCUUCCAUGGAGUUAAAUCAUAGUUAAAUAGUUUCUUCCCCCGGUGAAGGCGAAAUCUAUAGACCGCAUCGCUCCCACCACAGCAAUUUCCGAGAUGUUGAAUGAUAGAUAAUGUAUCCAAAUUACAGCUUGUGGCGUGCGAACGGUAAAAAGAGCUCUGGAUUAGAUAUAAUGGAAAGGAUGCAUGCGAAUAGAUAGAUAGUAGAUAAUAGUGAUUCUUUAGCCAGCUUGAACUCCAAGAGCUCCGAAUAAGUAAAAGCCUCUGUCCUGUGCCUCUGUCUCUAAGAAGAAAAUCCUCGCAAAAUGAGAAAGAAAGUGGAAUAGUUCGACCAAAGAUAGAAGGACACAACGUCUCAUUCUGAAUCUAGAAAACUUGAAAAAAAUACAUAGCCGACUGUCUUAGGAGAAGUAAUAUUUCUGUUAUUUCUGGCGGGUAUUGGAAAGAGACAGGUUGCUGGAUGCUGUUCUAAAAAUGCUAGAGGAGGAAAACUGGAUCAUUGUCGCAAACAACGUAGACAAUAAUUAUAAAGGAAAAGGAGGAGGAGGAAAGACCGCAUAAUAUAGUCCUUAGGAGAAAAUGGGGGGAAAAAAUGUGAAAAGCAAGAGAGUUGUUGUGUUUUAGGUCGAAAUACGUGUAAAACAAGCAGCAGGAGUUUUAUGCGGUAAAUGUCCAGCACUACCAGUGCGUGUCCAUGAGCAUUUCUGAAAACGUGUAGAUAAAAAAAAGCAAAUUUCCUAUAAGUAAAUUACCCACUGCGCAGUUUUGAAUUCAGACGUGCUCUUUUACAUGACGCUAACUGACUGAUGCAUGAGCAUUUAAAAUUUAAACCAAAGUGAAUCAGUCUGCUGUAGUUAUUCAAUUCGAUGUCAAUGUGGCUGUAUAAACGAACAUCCCGCGUACCUGGGAGGCUGUGUACGUAUAAAGUGCUGUUUGGCUUUGGUUCCUAUUUCGGCGAAAUAUCAGGAUCCCAUUUUUAAAAGGCAGGUGACCGGUCGAGCGAGCGGGAUGGAUGCCUCCUCUGAGCACUAAAGCUCGCGAGUCGGGAAUUUCGAGUCGAGAUACAGUCUCGCGGUGGCACGGAUAGCGGCCGACCGCUUCGCUUACGCGUCCCGACUAUCGUUCAUUCAAGUCGAACGUCAGAACUUUACGCAUAACAUCGUCAAAAUAUUUAAUGUUUUGUUCUUAUUACUUCUCUUCUUGAUUUCAUUAUCAAGGACUUUACUUAUUUGUUGAUGUUUCGAGUAAAAUCGCUUAAUUUGAAUGUUUUAAUUUUGCGUCUUUAAAAUUGUGAAAGCAUCGAGUGCAUGCGAGUGCCGGAUCCUGUUGGACCUUCUCUGGUGGUGAACCAUGAUGGCUAAUGGAAUGCGGGAGAGCUUUUUGUGGGUGAUACAAAUGCUGAAAACAUGAAAACCUACCAUGAAAUGUUAGAAGAAGCAUAAGCACUAACACACUUCAUAGAAGUUAUAUUUGUGAUACAAUUAAAAUACUAGUUUAAAAUGAAUUUUAAAAUUAUAUCAUUACUUUUAACGUGGAAUUUCCUCCUUAUAACCGCCAAAAGAGACUCUUUGGAAGACGAUGAUUCCCGAGCUAGGGAAUUGAGGAACAAAGAAAACAACCGAAAUCGGACGACCUUCAAUGGAACUCUGACGGAUUUACCUGAAAGGAGAUAUUUGAGGCACAGGAAUAGUUCAAGAUACCGCGGUGACCGUCGACGAUUUUGGGAAAGGGAACACGAAGUACGGCGGGAUAGGAGAAGAGGUUCCGAACAUUCCUCAGAGGAGUACAUGUCUAAUCGAACUGAUCCAUACCACAAGAGGGAUGAAAAACCUCGCAAAACUGACAAGCAUUUGAACAAAAGUAAUACUGAUAAAGUAACAGAUAGAAGGAAAAUUGUGAAUCAAAAUAAAACACCCGAUAGAGCAUCCUCGGUUAGAGAGAAUACUACUAGGUUCAAACCUAAGACGACUAAUAAAUGGCAAUCCGGCGGGUUUAUUCCAUACCCUCAGCCAAGGGAGAAGAAGCCAAAUAUAAUUCUGAUAUUAACGGAUGAUCAGGAUGUGGAGCUGGGUAGCUUGAACUUCAUGCCUCGUACAAUGAAAGCUAUAAGAAGUGCUGGAGCGGAGUUUCGUCAUGCCUACACGACAACACCAAUGUGCUGUCCAUCUAGGAGCUCUCUCUUGACCGGUGUGUACGUUCACAAUCACAACGUGUACACCAACAAUGACAACUGUUCAUCACCAAUGUGGCAAGCAAAGCACGAGUCGAACACCUUUGCUACCUAUUUGUCCAACGCUGGAUAUCGCACUGGUUAUUUCGGCAAAUACUUGAACAAAUACAACGGCUCCUACAUCCCACCCGGUUGGCGCGAAUGGGGUGGACUCAUCAUGAACUCAAAAUAUUACAACUACAGUGUGAAUAUGAAUGGGAAGAGGAUUAAACAUGGCGAUGACUAUCAUAAGGAUUACUAUCCGGACCUUAUAGCUAACGACUCAAUAGCAUUCCUUCGAGCUUCCAAGCGAAGGUUCUCAAGGAAGCCUGUUCUUCUUGUGAUGUCCUUUCCUGCACCCCACGGACCUGAGGAUUCUGCUCCCCAGUACUCUCACCUCUUCUUUAACGUCACUACUCAUCACACCCCAACUUACGAUAUGGCCCCGAAUCCUGAUAAGCAGUGGAUCCUACGCGUGACUGAGAAGAUGAAACCAAUACAUCGUCAGUUCACUGAUUUAUUGAUGACUAAAAGAUUGCAAACCUUGCAGAGUGUGGACAUGGCUGUCGAACGUGUGUACCAGGAGCUCAAAGCGCUAGGCGAGCUAGAUAACACGUACCUCGUCUACACGUCGGACCACGGAUACCAUCUGGGUCAAUUUGGACUGGUUAAAGGCAAAAGCUUUCCCUUCGAGUUUGAUAUACGAGUGCCGUUUCUCGUUCGAGGACCUGGAGUUGAACCGGGGACUGUCGUGGAUGAUAUAGUACUCAACAUAGACUUAGCACCGACGUUUUUAGACAUGGGCGGAGUAGCAUCACCUGCGCACAUGGACGGAAGAUCUCUAUUGCCACUGUUGCAACCACGAAGACGAAGAGCAGCGGCUGCACAUUGGCCUGACACAUUUCUUGUUGAAAGUUCCGGUCGACGUGAAACUCAAGCACAUUUGAUGGAAGAACGUUUACGAGCUCAGAAAUAUUCUCGAGAGAUGAACGAGAAGAAAGCAACUGCGGCACCACCUCUAGAGUCAUCAUCAGAAAGUGGUGACUUUGACGAUGAUUCCGACGAUGACUUCCUAGAGCUCGAUGGUGACGAUGAUGAAGAAGACAAUGAAAGCGUUGAAGCUCACUAUGAAAUUAACAAGUCUUCAGAGCCGCUUAUAUCAAAUGAAAGUCACAAUCCUAUACUUGAAGCAAGUUUAGAAAAAGCUUUAGAAGGAGAGGAGACCGGAACCAAUAAUCAACUAAACCCUUAUCUUACCCCUUCAGAACUUGAAAGUAGUAUUAACGGAAAGGCAGCGCGUUUAGCGGUCGAGUGUUCCAAAGCAGAGUUGCGUGCUCCAUGCUCUGUUGGACGGAAAUGGAAAUGCGUUCUGGUUAACGGGCGAUGGCGAAAACACAAAUGCAAAUACGAGCCAGAUAUUGGCGUGCCGCAACCUAAAAUGAGUACAAAAAAAUGUGCUUGCUUCACUCCAAGUGGGCUCGUUUAUACAAGGCUGGAAACCGAUGGCACUAUCGCUAGACGACCUACCGAUUUACUAAAAGAAAAUAGUACUAGAAGUCGCAGGUCAAUUAAUAAUGACGUUUUUGAACCAAACACUGUAGACGGUAUUCUAGAAGAGAAUCCAAGUAUAGGACAUCUGAGCUUUAAAAAUGAACCUGUGGAUGAAUUGGAAAAGAGGAAUAUUGAAAACAACAUCGAUAAACUUAUUAAAGAAACUGAAGCAUUUCUUAAGGCCUAUGAACGCACCAAAGAUAAUAUAGAUCAUAAGAGAACUAAACGGCGCGCACAGCAUUGGAAUCAUAUUAAACAUAAACAAAAAACUGAUCCAAUGUUAAAUAACAAUGAAUCGUCAUUAGAAUGUAAGAUUGAAGAAAAUGGAACUGUGAAUUGUUCACAAGUAAUUUAUAAUGAUUUAAAAGCGUGGCAUACAAAUAGACUGAGUUUAGAAGACCAAAUAAGACAACUGAGAACAAAACUAGAAGACUUGAAAGAAAUUAAGAGGCAUUUAAAAAUUAGUAAACCUGCCGUUGAAGUACAAACUAUAGGCCCAUCAUAUACUUUUCAUAAUUUGGAUAACAAGACUGUAAUUCACAAUAACCAUACAAGAGAUAACUUCAGAAAAAAUAGAAUACACAGAAUAAAAUCGAAACACAGAAACAUUACUUCAUAUGAUAAAAAAUUUAGACACUCCAAUGAAUACAUUAUACCCACUGUUAAUGCUAAUACCAAAGAUGAUAUUUUCAAUACACAACUGAAGAAUGAAACAACCACAGAAACAGUGCUCAACUUUUUUAACAUUUCUGAUCAAACCGAAACUGCAACAAAUUAUACGGAAUCACCAAAAUUUCCAACCACUAUAGCAACCACUGAGGCCAAUUUCAUUGAACAAAAUACUAUAGACUACAAAGAUAUACAUUCAAGUAUAACAGAUGCUAUUAAUGACAUAACAACGACUGAAUUUUCAAAACUACGCGACGUUACAAGCACAAAGCCGACUAAAAGUAGUGAAACACCCACAAUUGAUACCAAAACAACAUCUGAUAUUUUAUCUACUUUACAUUUCUAUACGUCAGCAGCAGAUGAUAUUAUAUCAAGCCAUAAAUUUAAUCCAACGCCAACACCGCACCAUCAUAGUUCUAGACCUAAACAGACGGUAAGACAUAAAACUACUACUGCCACAUUAGGUCCAACAAGAUUCGAUGCUUCUGAGUACGAACAAAUAAAUCCUAACAAAGGAAACUCAAACAAUAAUGGCAUAUUCAGCAAGCCAUUCGACAUAUUUCAAAGAAGGCUUCACCCCUUGUUUAUUGAAAACGAAGAUAAACACGUGUGUUAUUGUGAGGAGAGUCGGAAAAUAAAACCUUCCGGUAACACUUAUUUGGAAACUGCACAAAAGUUGAGAGACGAGCGGAGAAAAUUAAAAGAACAAAGGCUAAGAAAGAAAUUGAGAAAAAUGAAGAAAAAGGCGGAACUGGAGAGGUUGUGCGAAUCUGAACGCAUGAACUGUUUCCGACAUGAUAACGACCACUGGCGUACUGCGCCGCUAUGGACAGCCGGACCCUUCUGCUUUUGUAUGAGCUCCUCCAACAAUACAUACAACUGCGUGAGAACUAUCAACGCCACUCACAAUCUUCUUUACUGUGAAUUUGUUACUGGAUUAGUCACGUAUUACAACUUACGAAUUGAUCCGUUCGAGACACAAAACAGGAUGAAACAUCUAACAGCAUCAGAAAAAGACUAUUUUCACAAUCAGUUGCAACAGCUGCUGAACUGUCGCGGACCAUCUUGCAGGCGAUUCUCUCAUUCUAAUCCAGGUGGUGGCAAUGACGACAUGAGCAGACGAUAUGAAGAUGACCAUAUGAUGUACAGAGGCGAACCAGCAGGGUAUAGUGAAAGAGCCUGGCGAUGGAGUGGUUAUGGUCGUCGAUAUGCGAGAGCCAGGGAGUUGCAUCGACGUCGACACACGAUGGCGUUCUAGUCGAUUUAAAUUAACCUUUUAGGAGUUUUAUUGUGAAAAAGAAAAAAAGAUCAUUGGCACCCAAAGAUCAACAAGAAGAUAAAAAAUGGGUGGUCGGCAAAAAUCUCAAAGAACUGAUGUUUCUGUUAUAGAAAACUAAUUCAAAUGAGGAUAAUAACCAUAAGUUGUUAUUAGAAACAAGGCCAUAACUAGAAAGAAAUAUUCGACGGACUAUGAUUGUUCUUGAUAAAUAUUAAUUAAUUAGGUAAAAUCAUAAGUAUUUUUAAAAUUGGUUCGCAAUUUCCCUAGUCGAUAGUUUCAUGAUGAAUUCGUGUUAUUAUUUAUUUUCUUUAGAUGUUUUUCAAAUUAAGUCUAUUCCGUUCAGUAGGGUGAUUCAGAACACUUCGAUUCGGUAAGUUAUCUUUCGAUAAGAUGUAGUUUUCAUUGAAAAAUACAUCUUAUCGAACGAUAACUUACCGAAUCGAGUGUUAUGAAUCGCCCAGCAGGGCUGUUAGUUGGAUUGCAAUACGAACAAUCGGUGGGGAAAAGGCCAGUCUGUUCGACCGCUCGGUCGAAAUGAUCGAGAGAAAUAUUAGGCAUUCGAUCUCUUAGACCGAGUUAUCGAACAGACCCGACUUUUUUUAGAUAGUUCGGUCAAUAGAACUAACCGUCUAACAGCAUGAAAUAGACCUCUACACUGGCUACAGCCUCCAUUAGAAUGAGAAAUUACAUCGAAUCUUGUAGGGCUUCCUAUAAUCAAACUUUAUCAAUGUCAUGUUUAAUAGGCCUACGGUAUAUACGUAUUUAUAAUAUUAUAAUAAAAAAUAGCUUUAUAUAGACGAAACUCUACUAUUGUUGUACAGUAGUACCUAUAACGAAUAUGUUCUGGUUGUUUAUCUAUGAUAAAAUUAGCAGAUUGAUUUACAUAAUAUAGGUAAUGUAUCUACCACAUCAAGACUUUUAUACUUCUUGCAUUUUCGUAGUCGGUUAUAAAAAGUAUAAUCUCCAAUCUGUAAUAGUCACUUAGAAGGUUAUAUCUAAGGAGAAGUCUUCCUACCUUUGGACAUGUUUGUACAUUGUAGACAUUUGCAAAUUGCGUCGCUACCGUCAAGUAUUAUUUGUAAAAUAGUCCUAACUAAUUUUAAUACUAACAGGGACCGAAAACUUUGGUGUUUUUUUUUUGUAACUAAUUUAUUAUCAUAAUCAAUAGUCAAUAACAAGUUAUCACUGACAUGUAUUGUUUAUGUUAUAUGUAUUAGAUAAUAGAUUAUCUUAAAGAA